Mycotypha africana is the source of this 977-nucleotide messenger RNA. RefSeq lists its product as uncharacterized. Bases 271 to 900 code for a protein of 209 amino acids. The transcript is spliced from 3 exons. The record is from RefSeq and is a predicted model, not a curated record. NCBI's taxonomy places the organism in Eukaryota, Fungi, Mucoromycota, Mucoromycetes, Mucorales, Mycotyphaceae.
CACUCAUCUACAAGGAAGGGGAUGGCGUGGAGGAUUUAUUGCUUCAUCUCUUGAGCAGUUCUUAAUUUUGGAUAUGUUUAAAUGGUUAAAGUUAAUGAGAUCACUAAAACUGUUACCCAAGAUCAACGACCAAGAUUGGAGCAACGUCUGGUUGCAAAAGUUUGAUGGCAACGUCACCAUUUUGUUGAAUCAUUAUGUUAGCCUAAAUCGCAUCUUAGCGAUUGGCUGUAUACAAUAGCAGAUCCAAGUGAAGAACGGCUUAGAAAGUUAAUGAACAGCGGACAGCUACGCACUUGGCCCAAAGUUUCCAUGAUUUCCAAUCGCAUGCGUAUCGAAUCUGCUAUUGAAAAAGUCCGUAAAUCACUUCGAUCGAGCAGCCGUCGAGAGGACAGAAAUAGGAAGCAACAACAUAAUACAGCAGAUGUGCUUAACAACAAAUUGAAUGUCGCUCUCUCGGACGAAUAUGGUAAUAGUAACAAUAGUGACGCAGGCAGCGGGGAUGAACUCAUGUUUAUGGCAAGACGCCGCUUGAGUAUGCCAAAUGGAUCUUUGUCAUCACAUCAAUCUUCUGAUCAGCUUCCUAACUCGAUUACUGAUAAGGAAUUGUUGCAUGAACAAAAGAAACGACGCAGAUUCAUGGCCCAAUUUUCGCAAUCUCCGCAAAGAGAUCUCGUAGAUAAAACAAGCAACAAUAGCAGCAGUCAUACUCUUCUCAGUAGUGGAUCUACUGCACGAAGAGCAAGUAUGAGCAACGGGAAAAGUCAACCUCCAACUGCAACACCGGCUAUCAUUGUGUCUGGCGGCUCUGCUUUCACGGCGAGCGAUGCUUAUCUGUCAAGCGACAGCAGCAGUAGUUUUGAACCUGGCGACGAUGAUGAUGCACUAUAUGAUUGCACGUAACGGUAGACAGUUAGUCUAAAUUCGAGCAAAGCACGCAAUAUUGGCUAGAAUGGUUGAUCUACACUACAGCUUUUUGA